Molecule: messenger RNA, 1188 nt
Organism: Caretta caretta (loggerhead turtle)
Lineage: Eukaryota; Metazoa; Chordata; Testudines; Cheloniidae
Source: RefSeq, a predicted model, not a curated record
CUACUGGUGUUUUUAAAGAGCUCUUUCGGGGACUGACUACAUGGGACAAUCAGGGAAAUACAUUUUGUUUUUGUUUUUGUUUAGGGUGAACCAGGAUUGCCUGGAGAGGAAGGACUGACUGGCCCAAAGGGUAAAAAAGGCCAAGCAGGUGUCAAAGGGGAGAAGGGGGAGCGUGGAGAAAUGGGGCCGAAGGGACUUCAAGGAAGUGCUGGCCUUCCAGGAGUGGUGGGGCAGAAAGGAGACCAAGGAAGUCAGGGCUUUCCAGGUGCUCCGGCCAUGGGGGUUGUUGGACCUCCAGGCAAGAAGGGUGCCAGAGGCGAUAUUGGACCCGUCGGCCCCACAGGACCACAGGGAAACAAAGGAAAACAAGGAGUUAAAGGAGAGAAGGGAAGUCCAGGUUUUGGCAUUCCAGGGCAAUCAGGAUUGAAGGGGGACAUGGGCGAAAGGGGGAAUGUAGGUUUAUCUGGCAAACCUGGCCCAAAGGGGGAAAUGGGUCCAAGGGGAGAGAAAGGUGAACCAGGAAUACCUGGGAAACCAGGAGAGACCGGACUAAGAGGUAAAGAUGGAGAAGCAGGCGCCCCAGGAGAGCCAGGAGAGAGAGGAAUCUGGGGACCUUUCGGGCUUCCGGGACAUCGUGGAGAACAAGGGAUCAAAGGCGAGAUGGGAAAACCAGGACAGGAUGGAGUCGCCGGAGAGAAGGGAGACAAGGGUGAAGCUGGGAACCCUGGGCCGCCCGGGUCACCUGGAAGCAUUGUAUCAUCUCUGGAUAACAGCAUCACCAACAAAGGCAAUAAGGGAGAUCCAGGGGAUACAGGCCUGAAAGGAGAGAGAGGCCCUCCAGGUCCCAGGGGACCGGAUGGUCUCCCAGGGCCUUCAAGUGGGACUCUGCUGGAUAACAUGUCAGAAAAGGGGACAAAAGGGGAAAAGGAUCUGGAGAGACUUUUUGAAGCAUAUGGGAUCAAGUUGGGGCUGCUGAAGGAACUGACUGAUCUUCUCCUGAGGGAAGGGUUUGAAGCUCUGAUCCAGCGGCGGGCCAGCUCCGGGAAAAGCAAGCCAGCCAAGAAAAAGGAGGGUUUUACACAAGCUACGGACUAUGCUGUGAGUAUUCAUCCCCCUGAACUUCUGCAGGAUCAGAGAGAAGAAGGGGAGGAGAGCUGGGAAGAAAUGGAAGCACCGAGAAAUGGCUAG